Messenger RNA from Salvia splendens (bonfire salvia), 1148 nucleotides. RefSeq names its product eugenol synthase 2. The transcript is spliced from 4 exons. Lineage: Eukaryota; Viridiplantae; Streptophyta; Magnoliopsida; Lamiales; Lamiaceae. The coding region runs from base 80 to 1000 and encodes 306 amino acids. Gene Ontology annotation, molecular function: oxidoreductase activity. The record is from RefSeq and is a predicted model, not a curated record.
AAACUAGUUGCUUAUUAAAUGAAAACUCUUCUCAACUCUUUCAUUCAUCAUCUAUUUUCUUCAAAAAAGAAAGAAAAAAAUGGCAGAGAAGAUCUUGAUCAUCGGUGGAACAGGAUACAUCGGGAAAUUCGUAGUUGAAGCGAGUGCAAAAUCUGGGCACCCCACUUUUGCUCUGUUGAGAGAGGCCACCCUCUCUGAUCCAGCCAAAGCCCACCUCGUCGACAGCUUCAACAAACAUGGUGUCACCCUCUUAACUGGUGAUCUGACGGAUCACGAGAGCUUGGUGAAGGCUAUAAAGCAAGUGGAUGUGGUUAUAUCAACCGUGGGCUUCAUGCAAAUUGCUGAUCAAUAUAAGAUCAUUGAUGCAAUCAAGGAGGCUGGAAAUGUCAAGAGGUUCUUACCAUCGGAAUUCGGAAACGACAUUGACAGGAGCCGUGCAGUGGAUCCCAUAAACCAGAAUUUCCAGCUGAAGGUGCAGCUUCGGAGAGCGAUUGAGGCGUCCGGCGUUCCUUACACCUUCAUCGUUUCCAACAUAUUUUCCGGCUACGCACUCACCAAUUUGCUGCAGUUGGGCGCCACUUCCCCGCCCCGGGACAAGCUAGUCAUCCCCGGAGAUGGAAAUGUUAAAGCCGUGUUCAACGCGGAACCUGACAUCGGAACAUACACCAUCAAAGCCGCGGUUGAUCCGAGAACUUUGAACAAGAUCGUCUACAUCAAGCCCGCACACAACAUCUACUCAUUCAACGAGCUCGCUGCUUGCUGGGAGAAGAAGAUCGGCAACACCCUCGAGAAAAUAUACGUCCCCGAGGACCAACUCCUUAAGCAGAUCGAAGAGUCGCCUAUGCCCGUGAACGUGAUCUUGUCGAUCAACCACUCCGUAUUCGUCAAGGGCGAUCAGACCUACUUCGAGAUCGAUCCGGCUGUUGGGGUCGAGGCCUCCCAGCUGUAUCCCGAUGUCAAGUACACAACCGUGGAUGAGUACCUCAACCAGUUUGUGUAGUUUAUUCACAACUUUGGUCGGGUAUUCAUUGUUGCGUGGGGUGUGUUUUGUGCUCGCAAUGUGUUCUGUUUUACUUAUUAACGUUUAUGUAAUGUAAGGGUAUACUAUGAUUUAGUGAAAUAAAUGGGUAAUGAUUUCUGGGUAUCAA